Messenger RNA from Sparassis crispa, 891 nucleotides. Its product is annotated as ribosomal protein. The record is from RefSeq and is a predicted model, not a curated record. The transcript is spliced from 6 exons. Bases 1 to 891 code for a protein of 296 amino acids. Lineage: Eukaryota; Fungi; Basidiomycota; Agaricomycetes; Polyporales; Sparassidaceae.
AUGUCUUUCCCGUUAGCAGGUCUGGGAUCGUUCAGCCGGCCAUGUAACCGUGUGCUGAACCUAGUGGCUUAUUCGCGAAGCCGACAGUUUCACUCAAGCGAUGCCCUCCGCAUCCGUCACAAGGAGAGAAAGAUCCCAGUACUCACGAAGAAGCAGUUGGCAGCUAAGGAGCGGAAGCGGGCUCUUAAGAAAGCCAACAAAAGUGUCUACGCUAACGAAACCAUGACGCUCGCAGAUGCCAUUGGUGUUCUGCGGGCGGUGGAGGUCGCGUCUCCGAAUGCUACCUAUGAGCUUGUCAUCAAGACUGCUAUGUCGAAAGGCACAGUCAUUCCCAAGGGUCGUUUCAGUUUGCCACGAGAGGCCAAAUCGUCAAACAAGGAUCGCAUAUUGGUCUUCGCGGAGGGAAAACUCGCAGAUGAAGCGAGAAAAGCAGGAGCGGACAUCGUUGGUGGGCCGGAAAUUGUCGAUGGAGUGGUCAGCGGCCGAUAUCAAGCUACGAUGUUCCUGAGUACGAAGGCCCUCAUUCGUGCAAUUACUCCGAAACUUGGACGCGUCCUUGGUCCAAGAGGCUUGAUGCCGUCUGAGCGGCGAGGCACUGUGACGGAUGACGUCGGUGGUUACAUCCGACGACUGAAGGGUACGAGUGAAUGGAAGGGCGACAAAGGCGGAACAGUUCGCACUCCAGUUGCCAAGAUGAAUUUCCCCGUGGAGGAUGUUGUGAAGAACGUUCGCCACUUCCUCACAUUAGUGAAGCGCGCCACGGGCAACCUGAUCGACCCAGAAGCAGCAGCUGCAGACAAGAAGGAGACAAGUAAAAAGCCAGUGAACGCCAUCACGAAGGUCGUAUUGAGCUCACCGCAAGGUCCUGGUAUCAAGAUAUCAGACAUUUGA